AGGAGUUAUCGUUCUCUCUCAACUUUGAUGGCCACGGAUAUCCCACAAAAGCUCAACCAAUACAGGCAAAAGAUUUCCAUAGCAAUCGUAGCUUCAGUGAUUAUUGGGUUGUUAGGGUAUGUAGCCCCUCGUGCGGUGGAUGUUUUGACUUACUUUUGGCCUCUUUUGGCUUCGACUGCAGUAUUAUUGGUGGUGACGGUUGGCUUUGGUGGUCUCUCACAGCUUGCAACUGAAGCGCAGGGUGAAAAGGUCGGUGUGGGACUCCUGAUGGACUACGUUGCAGCUUCCCGGACAGGGCACAUCGCAGAGCUUCAGUAGAAAAAUGGGUUGUAUUUUUCUUACUCAUCUUUUAAAACAUGAAAGUUAAUCCUGAAUAUAUAAUAAUAGUAAUUGCGGGGACUCUGUUCAUUUCAUAUAAUCCCACUUUUUCAUGUUGCACGUACCAAUUACAAGAGAUAUGAUCAGCAAUUUAAUUUCUACUCUGUUAUUCUGUUAAUAUUGGAUCCCAGAUUUAAAUAAAAGACAGACAGCCAUUAAUUCUUUGGCCAUGGUUAUGGUUAUUAUUACUUUUGUUUGGAUUAAUAAAGUUGUUAAAUUUCU
Rubroshorea leprosula is the source of this 600-nucleotide messenger RNA. Lineage: Eukaryota; Viridiplantae; Streptophyta; Magnoliopsida; Malvales; Dipterocarpaceae. The record is from the annotation of a GenBank genome assembly.